Molecule: messenger RNA, 840 nt
Organism: Tetrahymena thermophila SB210
Lineage: Eukaryota; Ciliophora; Oligohymenophorea; Hymenostomatida; Tetrahymenidae
Exons: 1
Source: RefSeq, a predicted model, not a curated record
AUGAAAAUAACUUAAAUAUUCCAAAUUUUCCUUGUGUUGCUUUUGAUAUAAUAAAUUGCUGCCAAAUCAACUAAGAAAUGGAGAUAAAAGGUAGAUUAAUCUGUUAAGCUGACAUCAACUAUGUCUCUUGUUACUGAUGAUAUCAAACAAAAGUUAACCUAAGCAAAUGAUAAAUUACAUCAGGCGAGUUUGGGUUAGAUUCAAGCUGAAAAGACUUUGCUUACUGCAAUUAAAGAGUAAACAGAAGCUUCUCAGAAUUUAGUUGAAGCUGAUAAUGAAUUUUAGUAAAUUAUAAAUGAAGCAUUAAAUGCAUCAAAGAUUUAACUAGAACUGUACAAUAAAUUAUUUACUCAAAUAAAUGAUUAGAAAAAAAAGAGAACUAAAUCUCAGGUAGAUUUGGAUACUUUUGCAUUGAAUUCAGCAUUAACAGCUUAAAAUGCUUGGUAAACUUUGGUGUAAGCAAACUAACACUUUUAAGAAGCUUAGAAAUCAUUAAAUUCAAUCAAAGCAGACUGCGAGAGAGCUUAAAUAAAUUUGUAUUCCCUUUAUGGAGGACUAACUGCAGUUCAAAAUGAAGACUAGUAGAAACAAUAAGAAGAUACUUAGUAGCUAAAAGAAUAAGCUAAAUAGAAUUACAUAAACUCCUAAUAGCAGUAUUAAGAAGCCAUUUCUAAUUUACAAAAAGCCUAACAAUCCCUUGUAGAAGCUUCAAAUUCAGCUAUCCAAAAAUAGAAAGAGGCUGACAUCGCUGCAGAGCAAGCAAAUAACCACAUAGAAGAUAAAAGCCAAAAAAAAUCUAAAAAAGAAUCAAAGAAAAAAUACUUUAAGCAAAAGAUUUGA